AUGGCAAUUAGCCUAUCAGUAAAACUGAUUACUGUUGGGGCAGCACUUAUUAGUCUUGACUAUAGACACAGAUUUACUGCCCGACCCCAACCACCCAAAGCUGAAUACGAUUUUAUAGUUAUCGGUGCGGGAACUGCCGGCGCUACAGUGGCCGCCCGACUCAGCGAACAGUCCAAUGUUCAAGUAUUACUUCUAGAGGCGGGUGGUCCGGGAAAUUUCAUGUUUGACGCACCCGUAUUGGCAAACCUGGUUUUUAAUGGUCAGUGGAAUUGGAACUAUACUAAUGUCAAACAAUCGGUUGGUAUUGGAUUGAAAAAUAAAGUCAUACCAGAGUUUAGAGGCUAUGCAUUGGGAGGUUCGUCAUCUAUCAACUCAAUGGUAUUCAAUAGAGGUAACACUCGGGGUUACGAUGAUUGGGCUAAUAAUUACGGUGCAACCGGUUGGAGUUGGGAUGAAGUGCGACCAUAUUUUUUGAAAUAUGAAAAUAAUACCGACUGUGAUCUAGUAGAGGCCUAUCCUGAAUGGCACAGUACUGGGGGUCCGGUUCAGAUCACUACGUGGGCUAACCCCGAUCCGAUUUAUCAGCUAAUGAUUCAGGCAAACAAUGAGUUAGGCUAUCCGACCACUGAUAUCAAUGGUCCCAAUCAAUUGGGUAUAGCUUUGGUUCAAGAAUUUGCCAGCACUAGAGGUGUCCGAUCGAGUUCGUCCAACUCAUACCUUGAGGGCAAUCGGAGGCCAAACCUUGAUAUUAGUGUUCAUUCGCGAGUAACUCGAGUGCUAUUUAGUGGUCGUACGGCUGUCGGUGUUGAGUAUGUGAAAAAUGGUGUCACAUAUGUUGCAAAAACAAGAAAAGAGAUCAUAAUAAGCGCAGGUGCCAUAAAUUCUCCACAAAUACUAAUGCUUUCAGGUAUAGGACCGGCACAACACUUGAACGACUUUUCCAUACCAGUGUUGGCCGACCUACCCGUCGGUAUUAAUCUCCACAAUCAUCCGCGACUUGAUUUACGCGCGUAUAUUAAAGAUGAUUCAUUGGUCACAACCAGUCGACUACAGGACGCGGAAGCGCUGACUGUUCCCGCACUAUACGAAUGGUUUACUAACGGUUCCGGACCUUUAAUUCAAUAUCACGACACUAUUACUUAUUUUAACAGUCGUAACAAUCGCGACAAAAAUUGGCCGGACCUGGCAUUGGAGGUACGGCUCUACCAUCAACACAAAGAUGUACAGUUAGCGGCUCAGGAUUUUGAUGAUGUAUACGCGUGGACACAGUGGCUGCAACAGUACGCCAAUCGCUAUUUCCUACAAAUACUUCCCUAUCAUGAACUGCCCCGAAGUCGUGGAUACAUAUACUUGCAAUCAAACAAUCCAUUUGCUCCGCCGAUAUUAGAUCAGCGAUUUUUGACGCAUCCAAAAGAUAUGGACGACUUUGUUGAGAUCGUUCAGUACGGACUUUAUGUGGCCGAACGGUCAUCGCUGGCACAGUAUUUAUUACCAGUAAAACCCAUACCCGGUUGUUAUGCCUGUCCGCACACACCAUAUCUAUAUCAAUGCGAUUCAUACAUAAGAUGUCAUAUACAACAGCUAACAUUGAGUGGUCUACACGACUGCGGUAGUGUACGUAUGGGUGAUCCCAACAGAGAUGAUACAGUGUUGGACCCACGGCUUCGGGUUAAAGGUUUCAAAAGAUUGAGAGUAUGUGAUGCGUCAGUGUUUCCCGUAAUACCCAACGGAAACACAAAUGCGGCAACUUUUAUGACCGGUGAAAAGUGUGCCGAAAUGGUCAAAGAGGACAACUAUUUUAAUGUAUAG
Messenger RNA from Oppia nitens, 1809 nucleotides. Its product is annotated as 4-pyridoxate dehydrogenase-like. The record is from RefSeq and is a predicted model, not a curated record. NCBI's taxonomy places the organism in Eukaryota, Metazoa, Arthropoda, Arachnida, Sarcoptiformes, Oppiidae. Gene Ontology annotation, molecular function: oxidoreductase activity, acting on CH-OH group of donors; flavin adenine dinucleotide binding. Bases 1 to 1809 code for a protein of 602 amino acids. The transcript has 3 exons.